GACUUGGGCCAGAGCGGAAGCGGUGGCCGGAGCGGAAGUGGAGCUGUCGCCGCCACCGCCGCCACCGAUUCCGUAGCCGGAGUAGCUGCCACUGCUGGCGCCGCUGCAGCUGCCGCCACCGCUGCCUUUUGAGGAGUGGGCUUGGGAAGGAAGCGAUCACCGCUCUCAGCUUUGUCGGAAGCGCCUUUGCCCCCUACCGUCCUCCCACGGGAAUGACCAUGGACAAAAGUGAGCUGGUACAGAAAGCCAAACUUGCCGAGCAGGCUGAGCGCUAUGAUGAUAUGGCUGCGGCCAUGAAGGCGGUCACUGAACAGGGGCACGAACUCUCCAAUGAAGAGAGGAAUCUGCUCUCUGUUGCCUACAAGAAUGUGGUAGGUGCCCGUCGGUCUUCCUGGCGUGUCAUCUCCAGCAUUGAACAGAAAACAGAGAGGAAUGAAAAGAAGCAGCAGAUGGGCAAAGAAUACCGAGAGAAGAUAGAGGCGGAGCUACAGGACAUCUGCAAUGACGUUCUGGAGCUGUUGGACAAAUACCUUAUUCCCAAUGCUACCCAACCAGAAAGUAAAGUGUUCUACUUGAAAAUGAAAGGAGAUUAUUUUAGGUAUCUUUCUGAGGUGGCAUCUGGAGAUAAUAAACAGACCACUGUGUCAAACUCCCAGCAGGCUUACCAGGAAGCAUUUGAAAUUAGUAAGAAAGAAAUGCAGCCUACACACCCAAUUCGACUUGGCCUGGCGCUUAAUUUCUCAGUCUUUUACUAUGAGAUUCUGAACUCUCCUGAAAAGGCCUGCAGCCUGGCAAAAACGGCAUUUGACGAAGCCAUUGCUGAGCUGGAUACACUGAAUGAAGAGUCUUACAAAGACAGCACACUGAUCAUGCAGUUACUUAGGGACAAUCUCACUCUGUGGACGUCGGAAAACCAGGGCGAUGAAGGAGAUGCUGGGGAGGGAGAAAACUAAUAUCUGUUGUGCUUUGUAAUCUGUUCCAGUGUCACUCUGUAUCCUCCACAUACAUCCCUUUGUGUGAUAAAAAAAAGAAAAAGAAAAAAAUUCGUAUGUCGACUUUUCGAUUUUUCACAGCCUCAGUCUAGCAAAAAUGGUCCAUGGGAUAAACAGCUGGUAUCAAUCUAAAACUCAGAUUGGUCACAUAAAUGCCACAGCAUUUUGAAGUUUUGAUUUUGAUUAACAUUGACAGGAUUACUGUUUAAUUUUUAAAAACUGAACACUGUGAUAAUGGGGUUUUGUAAUUUUCAGCACUCUUACUGGUAGAAAAAUAUGUAUUAUGUAUAACUUUUUGAAAAGUUUAAUCUGAUAUCAAAAUAGUCACUAAAAUACAAUUCUGUUGUAAAGUUGUACAGAAAGUUAUAGAUUUUAUUGUGAUGCUGGUUUUGGAGUGAGGCACUUAACAUUUGGCAUCCAAGAUUAAUGGUAAUUCACAGAAAUUCUGCUGUGGUUCAGGUUACAGUUUGACCAGUUUGGGCUGUUGCCACUCAAAAGUUCAUAACCACAAACCGUCUAUAGUGUCUUCCUCUGAGGAAACUCAAAGCCUGAAAUUGAAAUCCUUUGUGGCAGAUAACUGGUUAUAACAUGGUGAAAAGGUCCAGCGCCCCUAUAACAUGUGUUGCUAAACUCCCUUUCCUAUGGCAGAAUGUUACUGAUUUGCAACUUGUGAAAGAGUGAGAUCUAUUUUCCUUGUUACCAGGUAGCUAAAGAUGGGGGAAAGAGCCACCCUGUGUUUGCUGGAUAACACCCUGAAGAACAAUGCUCUGCAGAGCCCAGCUCUCUCUUGAAGAGUACUCAGUCUUUGAGUUUGUCCUUGCUUGGAGCAUUUGAAUUUUGAAAUUGCAACAUUCUUUCCCUUGUCCUUUUGGCUGUUAACUUUUCCCUCUUUAUGUCCAAGAAGGACUUUUUUUCUUCUGGAAUUUUCUCUUUGUCUUUUGUUCACUCUCUGUACUGUAUGGACAGGGUGAGAGAUGUUGGUGAGCAGGCCUUGCUUCAAAGGGUUGUUGAAGAGCUUCCGGCCUUGUCUUCCAGUUCCCAGCACACUUAUUUUUCAGUCACACCAUGACCCGAAUCCAAAAACAUUUUUUUCUGAAUAUUCAUGAUUUCUCCCUGUAUUGCAACCAACCCUAAUAAUGCUUACAUCUGUCUCUAAAUCCUCCAAGCGUACUCUUUCAGCUCAGUUCUCAGUCUCAACAAGGCCCUAUGAUGCAGGGAAGUGCUAUGGACACUGCCAUGGAGAGAAUCAAGAAUACCCAGGCCUUUCAGCCUCACAGUAUCGCCCCUGUACCUUCAACAUUCCAUGUAGCUGUAGCAUCCAUCUGUUUGUUCAUCUGCUGAAAUGAGAAAAGAAUUCAUGCACUGAUUUAAAACAAACCAAAAAAGGAAAAAAAUACAAAAAAAAAUCCCUCCUCUCUAGCUGAACAAAAAUGUGCAGUUAAUACUUGGCGCUUGAAAAUGCAGUAGUGAAUGUGGAACCAAGCCUGUCUGUAUAUCUGGUAGCUCUUCGCUUUGUUUUUCCUUACCAGUAUUCUGCCUAACGUUUGCUUCUGUGAUGGUUAUAUUGCCUAGCAAGCACACCCGUGGUUGUGAAAUAGUAUAGCAAAAAAGAAAACUCCCUGGUUAUUGAUGUACUAGAUUUGUGUAUGUCUUUUAAACAGUUCUAGUUUCACCUUACAUGGAAUAAUCAGGAAAAGUGUAAAAAUUCAAAAGCAAAAUAAAAAAAUUUUAUCAGUUA
This is a messenger RNA of Cavia porcellus (domestic guinea pig), 2730 nucleotides long. It is a transcript of the gene Ywhab, whose product is annotated as tyrosine 3-monooxygenase/tryptophan 5-monooxygenase activation protein beta. Lineage: Eukaryota; Metazoa; Chordata; Mammalia; Rodentia; Caviidae. Gene Ontology annotation, cellular component: cytoplasm. The record is from RefSeq and is a predicted model, not a curated record. The transcript has 6 exons. The coding region runs from base 213 to 953 and encodes 246 amino acids. Gene Ontology annotation, biological process: signal transduction; intracellular protein localization.